Closterium sp. NIES-67 is the source of this 747-nucleotide messenger RNA. NCBI's taxonomy places the organism in Eukaryota, Viridiplantae, Streptophyta, Zygnematophyceae, Desmidiales, Closteriaceae. The record is from the annotation of a GenBank genome assembly.
AUCCCUUGGCCUUCGUACCUUCCUCCCUUCUCAAGUCAAUGCCAUUUUGCCCGUUCUCCCCCUCCCCUCUCCGAAAUACCCCGCUCGCCUCUUCCCAUGAAUCAACCUCUUUAUAGCAGUCACCGCAGAAUCUCCCACAGAUAUCUGAAAGUCGACCCGCCUCUUCACUGCCUUGCACUAAUCCUUGUAAGCGCUGAGAUGAAGCCCCUGUUCUUACCCCCUCUUAUGCAUAAGAGGGUCCACCAGUUCAUUGCGAAGGAGAGUGAUUGGGGAUUUACCUCCUUCAUGUCGCUUCAGGAUCUAUACGACCCGUCUAAAGGCUUCCUCGUUAACAAUACAAUGAUAUUCGAGGCAGAGUUUAAUGUGCGAGACAAGUUUGGCUUCCAGACGACUGCUCAGUACGACAUGUAGGUAUUGGGAACUGAUGGACAAGUACUGCCGCCCAAACUUCAAGCCGCAUAUCAUUCGAGACCCCACCCUGCCUCCUGUGCUGUGAUUUCUGGACGGUGUUUUGCGAUCCUUGGGGGUUUACGGGUGGUAAGGGAAGGGUUGAGAGCAAUCGAUGAGACUGCACAUGAAACUAUGGUGGAAAGGGAAACAUUAUACUACUGAAAACGAUGGGAGGCGACCGUAUAGUGUACAGGUGGAUACAACAGUAGCAGCAAUUAUGAGUGAGUGGUUUUCUGUUGGUUAAUGUACAACACCCCACCUUUCUGCACUUGGGGGCAAUGAUUGUAAGGGUGUGAA